Molecule: messenger RNA, 669 nt
Organism: Talpa occidentalis (Iberian mole)
Lineage: Eukaryota; Metazoa; Chordata; Mammalia; Eulipotyphla; Talpidae
Product: potassium voltage-gated channel subfamily G member 3-like
Exons: 1
Coding region: 1-669 (222 amino acids)
Biological process (GO): protein homooligomerization; potassium ion transmembrane transport
Cellular component (GO): voltage-gated potassium channel complex
Molecular function (GO): delayed rectifier potassium channel activity; protein binding
Source: RefSeq, a predicted model, not a curated record
AUGACCUUCGCGCGCAGCGGGGCGGCCUCGGUGGUGCUGAACGUGGGCGGCGCCCGGUACUCGCUGUCCCGGGAGCUGCUGAAAGACUUCCCGCUGCGCCGCGUGAGCCGGCUGCACGGCUGCCGCUCGGAGCGCGACGUGCUCGAGGUGUGCGACGACUACGACCGCGAGCGCAACGAGUACUUCUUCGAUCGGCACUCGGAGGCCUUCGGCUUCAUCCUGCUCUACGUGCGCGGCCACGGCAAGUUGCGCUUCGCGCCGCGGAUGUGCGAGCUCUCCUUCUACAACGAGAUGAUCUACUGGGGCCUGGAGGGCGCGCACCUCGAGUACUGCUGCCAGCGCCGCCUCGACGACCGCAUGUCCGACACCUACACCUUCUACUCGGCCGACGAGCCGGGCGCGCUGGGGCGCGACGAAGCGCGCCCCGGGGGUGCCGAGGCGGCCCCGUCCCGGCGCUGGCUGGAGCGCAUGCGGCGGACCUUCGAGGAGCCCACGUCGUCGCUGGCCGCUCAGAUCCUGGCCACCGUGUCCGUGGUGUUCGUGAUCGUGUCCAUGGUGGUGCUGUGCGCCAGCACCCUGCCCGACUGGCGCGCCGCGGCGGCCGACAACCGCAGCCUGGAUGACCGGAGCAGGUACUCCGCCGGCCCUGGGAGGGAACCCUCCGGGUAG